AUGGGAGGAUACAGUAAGACGGAGCUGCAAGCCAAAGAGAAAACGCUCACCAAGAACCCCAUCGGCUGGCAUUUAGAUCUUAAACUUACCAGUUUCCAGAACACCACUCUGGUGCUGACGCAGCACCUGCUGCUGCGGCGCCUGCCGCACUGGACCUCCUUCUGCGUGCCCUACAGCGCCGUCCGCAACGACCAGUUCGGCCGCUCGCACUUCAACUGGCCGGUGCAGGGCGCCAACUACCAUGUCCUGCGCACCGGCUGCUUCCCCUUCAUCAAGUAUCACUGCUCCAAGGCCCCCUGGCAGGACCUGGCCCAGCAGGACCGCUUCUUCACGGCGCUCAAGGUCGUCAACCUCGGUGAGUGGCCCGGGCCGGGGAAGCUCGUCCCGCCGACGACGGCCCCGCUGUUUGCAAAGCACGCCGACCCCCCGCUCGCUCCGAGGCCUCCGGACCCCGGGAAUCCCAGCAAGUUCCUUUUGCUAACAGCACUGAAGGUUUUCACCAGUCAUAUUCGUUUGCUCAGAUGCUAG
This is a messenger RNA of Myotis davidii, 528 nucleotides long. RefSeq names its product chromosome unknown open reading frame, human C15orf61. The transcript has 4 exons. The record is from RefSeq and is a predicted model, not a curated record. Lineage: Eukaryota; Metazoa; Chordata; Mammalia; Chiroptera; Vespertilionidae. Bases 1 to 528 code for a protein of 175 amino acids.